AUGAUAGCUAACCGAAGGUGUACAGAGACCUGUCCUGCCGAUACGGGUCUUGCCAGAUGGGAGUUUAACACCGACUUCACCUCGGGCUCGUCAGCAUUCAGCAAGUGGAACACCACUUCUGGCACUGUUGACAGUACUUCCCUUGGCGCCAAGUUCACUAUCUCUGAACAGGGUGAUGCCCCAACCAUCGAGAGUGACUUCUACAUCUUCUUCGGCCGGGUCGAAGUUAAGAUGAGAGCUGCUAACGGCACUGGUAUCAUCAGCACUACAGUGAUGGAAUCCGAUGACCUUGACGAGAUUGACUGGGAGCAAAUCAGCACCUACGACUCGUCUAUCGAGACUGACUACUUCGGCAAGGGCAACACAACUUCCUACGACCGCGCCACUACUGUGGAUGUGACCACUCCCGAAGAGACCUUCCAUACCUACACUGUUGACUGGACCUCUAGCCGCAUUGAGUGGAUCCUGGAUGGUGAGGUGGUCCGCACUCUGGAGUAUGCCGAUGCUCUGAGCGGCAAGAACUACCCCCAGACUCCCAUGCGUAUCAAGAUUGGUAUCUGGGCUGGUGGCGACCCUGACAACUCCGAGGGCACCAUCGAAUGGGCUGGUGGCGAGACUGACUAUACUGCCGGCCCUUUCUCCAUGUAUGUCGAGUCCGUCAAGGUCAUCAACUACAACCCUGCGUCUGCGUACAAGUACACCGAUAAGACUGGUGCCUAUACCAGCAUCAAGGCCACCAACGGCACCACUUCUACCAACUUGGCUUCCAGCUCUAGCUCCGUCAAGGCGGCUUCUGCUUCCAGCUCGUCAUCUGCCAAGUCCUCGGUCUCCAGUUCUGCCAGCGCUUCUGCUUCUGCGUCUGCCACUGUUUCUGCUGCUGGUUCGAUCUCGCCGUACUCUGCCUUUGUAACUUUCAUUGUUGCUUUCAUUGCUGCUGCUUUCAAGCUGUAA
Messenger RNA from Penicillium daleae, 951 nucleotides. Its product is annotated as glycoside hydrolase family 16 protein. The transcript has 2 exons. NCBI's taxonomy places the organism in Eukaryota, Fungi, Ascomycota, Eurotiomycetes, Eurotiales, Aspergillaceae. Bases 1 to 951 code for a protein of 316 amino acids. Gene Ontology annotation, biological process: carbohydrate metabolic process; fungal-type cell wall organization. Gene Ontology annotation, molecular function: hydrolase activity, hydrolyzing O-glycosyl compounds; glycosyltransferase activity. The record is from RefSeq and is a predicted model, not a curated record. Gene Ontology annotation, cellular component: fungal-type cell wall.